AUGCGUGGCCUCAACCUCAUUCUUCUUUUCGCCCUUACCGGACCCGGGCUGGCAGGCCCAACUCGUCGCGGAUACGGGACUCUUGUUCAACGGCAGGACAACAGCACAGAAUUACCGCCUCCACCUCCUGCGGCCGCGUCUGGUGCUGCUGACGCUCCACCACCACCUCCUCCUGAAGUUGCUCCGCAGCCGCAGCUCCUCCCCCACCUGGCCCCCCUCCACCACCGCCAGGGGCCUCUGGAGCUCCUCCGCCACCUCCUGCCGCCGCUGGAGCUCCGCCACCACCUCCUGACGCAGCUGGCGCUCCACCACCACCUCCUGCCGCCGCUUCGGGGGCACCACCACCGCCCCCAGCAGGCGGGCCACCUCCUCCCCCAGCGGGUGGCCCACCACCGCCUCCUCCCGCCGCCGCUGGAGCGAACUGCACAGCAGCAGCACCUCCACCACCGCCCGCAGGAGGACCCGCCCCUCCUCCUCCUCCGCCAGCGGCUGCUGGGGCUCCUCCCCCUCCUCCACCAGGCGCUUCCGGAGCUCCUCCACCACCACCACCGCCAGCGGCUGCCGGCGCUGCUCCUCCUCCUCCACCAGCGGCCGCGGGCGCCGCGCCGCCUCCUCCUCCUCCAGCAGCUUCUGGUGCCGCGCCUCCUCCUCCGCCAGCUGCUGCGGGUGCCGCUCCUCCACCGCCCCCAGGCGCCUCAGGCGCACCACCACCACCGCCACCAGGCGGCCCCGCAGCUGCGGGCGCUGGACCAGCUGGACAGGCGGGUGCCCGGGCCGGGCGCGCCACCCGUCGGCAAGGGCAAGGGGAAGCGCCGAUCGCUUCCGAGCAUGUCCAGCGGUGGACGGAGGGCUAUCAAGGUCGAGUGGUGA
This is a messenger RNA of Diaporthe amygdali, 870 nucleotides long. RefSeq lists its product as uncharacterized. The record is from RefSeq and is a predicted model, not a curated record. Lineage: Eukaryota; Fungi; Ascomycota; Sordariomycetes; Diaporthales; Diaporthaceae. The transcript is spliced from 8 exons. The coding region runs from base 1 to 870 and encodes 289 amino acids.